This is a messenger RNA of Pipistrellus kuhlii (Kuhl's pipistrelle), 511 nucleotides long. RefSeq names its product histone H2A type 1-D. The record is from RefSeq and is a predicted model, not a curated record. Gene Ontology annotation, molecular function: protein heterodimerization activity; structural constituent of chromatin; DNA binding. Bases 25 to 417 code for a protein of 130 amino acids. The transcript has a single exon. NCBI's taxonomy places the organism in Eukaryota, Metazoa, Chordata, Mammalia, Chiroptera, Vespertilionidae. Gene Ontology annotation, cellular component: nucleosome.
GUUCUGAUUCUGCCAGCAGUCAGCAUGUCCGGACGCGGCAAGCAGGGCGGCAAGGCGCGCGCCAAGGCCAAGACGCGGUCCUCCCGGGCCGGCCUGCAGUUUCCAGUUGGCAGAGUCCACCGCCUGCUCCGCAAGGGCAACUACUCGGAGCGGGUCGGGGCGGGCGCGCCCGUGUACCUGGCGGCCGUGCUGGAGUACCUGACGGCCGAGAUCCUGGAGCUGGCGGGCAACGCGGCCCGCGACAACAAGAAGACGCGCAUCAUCCCGCGCCACCUGCAGCUGGCCAUCCGCAACGACGAGGAGCUCAACAAGCUGCUGGGCAAGGUGACCAUCGCGCAGGGCGGCGUGCUGCCCAACAUCCAGGCCGUGCUGCUGCCCAAGAAGACCGAGAGCCACCACAAGGCCAAGGGCAAGUAGAAGCCUGCGCCCCUUAGGCGACAACGCAAAUAACUAACCCAAAGGCUCUUUUCAGAGCCACCCACCGCAUCACGGAAAGGGCUUGCAUUUUCCC